AUGAUUCAAAAGAUUGUAUGCAUUGGAGCGGGAUUUGUCGGAGGGCCACUAGGCACGACUUUUGCGUAUCAAUGUCCCGAGAUACAAGUGACAGUGGUAGACAUCAACAAGGCCGUUGUGGACGCAUGGAAUUCGGAAUCGCUUCCACUAUAUGAGCCAGGCCUUUCAGAUGUUCUUUCGAGUGUUCGUCAACGAAGCAAUGGUUCGAUUUGCAACAAUGGCACCAGCGAAGAUAUGAAGGUUGAGAGUGAGGCAACCUCUAAGGCCUAUCCGCAUACCAAAUGCAACUUGACCUUCUCAACGGAUGUUGAAACCGCAAUACAAGAAGCAGAAAUGAUCAUGCUUUGCAUUGACACGCCAACCAAAAAGUCUGGCCUAGGAAAGGGGUCGGCACUCGAUAUGACCAAUCUCGAAGCUGCAGUGAUGACAAUCGCACGGGUCGCGAAAACCGAUAAAAUCAUUGUCGAGAAGUCCACCGUCCCUUGUGGGACGGCAAGCGCACUUCGCGAGCUGCUAGAUGCCAGAGCUGGUGGCGCAUGUCGUUUCGAAGUGCUAUCCAAUCCAGAAUUUUUAUCGGCAGGAACAGCUCUAUCAGAUCUUCUCUCCCCUUCUCGGGUCCUUAUCGGAUGCCCUGAUACUCCAUCCGGCCAUCAAGCGUCAGAGGAACUGGCGUCAAUCUAUAGAAGAUGGGUACCUGAUGAACGGAUUAUCUUAAUGGAUUCUUGGUCUUCAGAGCUGUGCAAGCUUGCUGCCAAUGCAAUCUUGGCGCAGCGAGUCAGCAGUAUCAACUCUCUCGCCGCUAUUUGCGAGGAAACGGGUGCGGAUAUCGACUUUGUUUCUCAGUCAUGUGGUUUGGAUCAACGGAUAAAUCAGGCAAUGCUUCAACCCUCGCUGGGAUGGGGCGGAGGCUGCUUCCAGAAAGACGUCCUCUGCCUUGCAUACUUGGCAAGGAGCCUGGGCCUGCACCAGGUUGCGAAUUACUGGACCUCUGUGGUGGAGGUAAAUGAGUACCAGAAAUUGCGAUUUCUUGACCGCAUAAUCACACAUAUGCACGGAUAUGUCGGCAAGAAGUCGAUUGCUGUCCUCGGGUUCGCAUUUAAGAAAAAUACCUCGGACACCAAGAACUCUGCAGCGAUCCCUCUGGUCCAGGGUCUCCUAGCAGAAGGUGCGUUUGUGUCCAUUUAUGACCCUUUGGUCCUACCACAUCGUAUUCUGGCCGAUGUCAAUGUACCAGGAACAACCAUGGACCAGUUACGGAUAGCCCCAACAGCAUAUGAAGCAUGUGCAGGUGUGGAGGCAGUUGUGGUUGCAAUUGACUUGGAUAGCUUCGGAACACCGACAAAAUUAGCAUCCCAGAGGUUACGGAAGAAUAAUUCGAAAUUGCUGCCCUACCAACACCGCACUGAACCCCUUGAUUGGCCACGGAUUGUCGAUGGGAUGCGGGGGCCUAGAUACAUAUUUGAUGGGAGGAACAUGUUGGAUGGGGAAUACUUGCGAGGUUUGGGAUGUCAGUACGUUAGUGUUGGCAAACAGCCUAAAUGA
Molecule: messenger RNA, 1542 nt
Organism: Penicillium samsonianum
Lineage: Eukaryota; Fungi; Ascomycota; Eurotiomycetes; Eurotiales; Aspergillaceae
Product: UDP-glucose 6-dehydrogenase
Exons: 3
Coding region: 1-1542 (513 amino acids)
Biological process (GO): polysaccharide biosynthetic process; glycosaminoglycan biosynthetic process
Cellular component (GO): nucleus; cytosol
Molecular function (GO): UDP-glucose 6-dehydrogenase activity; NAD binding
Source: RefSeq, a predicted model, not a curated record